AUGACCAGCAACUACUUCCCAGAAUCAGCACCCACCGCCGAGCAAAAGAUCCUCGAUGGCUGCGCGAACUUGGCUGGUAGCAUGCUAGGAGGCGUACGCUACACAGCCGUGCACGAAAUCGGCCACUGGCUCGACCUCUUCCACACCUUCCAAGGCAACUCCUGCAGCGGCCCCGGCGAUUUCAUUCCCGACACGCCACGCCAGUUGAAUGCCACUGGUGGGUGUCCAGCGAAAUCUGAUACGUGCCCAAACCAGCCUGGGAAUGAUCCUAUCCAUAACUUCAUGGACUAUUCAACGGAUAUUUGUAUGACGGAAUUACCGCGAUUUCAGUCGGUUAGGAUGUUGUGGAUGUAUGCUAAGAUGAGGUUUGGGAGGUAG
Fulvia fulva is the source of this 378-nucleotide messenger RNA. Its product is annotated as Extracellular metalloprotease. Gene Ontology annotation, molecular function: metallopeptidase activity. The record is from RefSeq and is a predicted model, not a curated record. Lineage: Eukaryota; Fungi; Ascomycota; Dothideomycetes; Mycosphaerellales; Mycosphaerellaceae. The transcript is spliced from 3 exons. The coding region runs from base 1 to 378 and encodes 125 amino acids.